This is a messenger RNA of Alligator mississippiensis (American alligator), 1876 nucleotides long. RefSeq lists its product as uncharacterized. Bases 508 to 1212 code for a protein of 234 amino acids. The record is from RefSeq and is a predicted model, not a curated record. The transcript has 2 exons. Lineage: Eukaryota; Metazoa; Chordata; Crocodylia; Alligatoridae.
UUGGCAAGUCUGCUAUUAUAAGACACGCGAUACUUAGAAGUGUGUACCCGCCUCCGCUCUAGUAGGUGUUCCCGUGCCACCUUCGCCCGAGCCCUAGAUAUUGCAGGCCCUGGGCUUGCUGGUGGACCCCGGAGGCUACCCGGUGAAGUCAGGAGGACCCCUGAACUCUCCUGCCACGACUUUGAAUGUAACUUCCUUCCUUGGGGUAGCUCCUAGAGUUGGCGUGGUUCCCCGCGGGUAGUCUUGGGGCUCUGUCCUCCCCUAUACCCUGGCCACUCGCCACCUAUAGCUCUGCCUCUCCUUGGCUUCCACGGUGCCCUGGGUCUGCCGCUGUCUUACCCCCAACCUGCCAAGCAUCCGUAAAGGUCCUCGGCUCAAAGGGCCGUCUGCCGGGGUUGCCAGCCCAGACCUUCCGCCUCGGCUCCUUCUUUAACCCGGCUGCCGGUUUCUUCGCCGGCUCUGCGGCUUACGAAGCGGCUGGUUCCUUCACCGGCUCUGCUGCCUGAAAUGCGGCCGGCUCCCUCGCUGGCCCUUCUGCCCACAGCGCAGCCGGCUCCUCCACCGGCUCUGCUGCUCAGGAUACCACCGGUUCUCUCUCUGGCUCCGCUGCCUGCAAUGCAGCCAGUUCCCUCCCUGGCUCUACUGCUCCAGACGCUGCCGGAGCCUCCACCGGCUCUGCUGCUUGCAGCGUCGUCCAUUUCACCCCCGGCUCUGCUGCUUCCGACGCCGCCGGCUCCUCCACCGGCUCUGUCGCCUAUACCGCAGCCGGCUCCUCCACCGGCUCUGUCGCCUAUACCGCAGCCGGCUCCUCCACCGGCUCUGUCGCCUAUACCGCAGCCGGCUCCUCCACCGGCUCUGUCGCCUAUACCGCAGCCGGCUCCUUCACGGGUUCUGCCGACAGCGUCGGAGCCGGUUCUACCGUCAGCACGGCUGCCGGGUGUACUGACGGCUUUCUCGGAGCCCGCUCUGGCUCCGCCUCUUGCACUCGCGGCGGCUGAUCUGCUCCCCACAGGAACUCACUCCCCUCGUCUCUUCAUCAGCCGCCCCGCUGCCUCCGCAGGGCCGCUUUUUGUUUGUUCCGGGAGGCGUCCUCCGCCCCCGCUGCUCUGCCGCAGCCGGAUAAACACCCGGCUGAUCACCAGCGCCGGCGUCCUCGGUGUAUGUGUCUCCCCCGACUCUUCCGGAGGACACAUAUCAACUUCUUCAAAGUAACUUGCCACAGGAAGCACCCAUCCAUGAAAGCACCAAACAAGCAGCUCCCUUGCAAGUCAGUGGCAAGUGGAAGUACUGAGCACCUCACAGUGUGAGACCUUAACACAGAAGAUAACAACUGUGUCCAAUUAAGUUGAUGCAGUCAAGUGAAAAGAUUUGUUUGACCUGGACAUUGAAAUCGGCUUGUCACAUUGUAUUCUGCUGGAAAUAGGAUUGCACAUUUGGGUAAGUGCUGCUCAUCACUCACCAAACAUCUGUGACCUGAACAAUUCAGGUCAAAAAAUGAAAGACAUAAUGUAGGUUAACAUCAGCAAAACAAGUUCAAGAGGUAGUGGAAUAAUGCGGCAUGUGCCAACUCUGUCUUCAUACUGAAGUGGUUUUGUCUUCGGAGGGUAGAAUUUAAACUGGUGGAAACAGCUUCUGUAAGAGGUCAUUCUGAGACAUGUUUUCAAGGGAUUCUGUGUAAAAUGCAACAUCUUUAGCUACCGUAGUAAUUUUGUACAUGCCCAUCAGAGUAAUACCUAGGUCACACAAACCUGUAUGUCCCUAUUGCUGUUAGUGGUUCACAUGACAGCUGUAAUUCUGUUUGCAAUUGCAACCUAGGCUAAGUGUGGGGGGAAUGAUUCCUCUGAGUGGUAUUUUGCCUCUCGUGUCUCCUUGCAGC